Messenger RNA from Staurois parvus, 427 nucleotides. The record is from the annotation of a GenBank genome assembly. Lineage: Eukaryota; Metazoa; Chordata; Amphibia; Anura; Ranidae.
AUGUACACACAAACACAUGUACGUACAUACACACAAACACACACACACACAGACACAUGCACACACACACACACACAUACAUGUACAUACACGCAGACACAUGUACAGAUACACACAUGUACAUACACACAGACACACACACACACCACCAUCCCCCCAAAAAAGUUGCAGUACUUCGUUGUUCACUCACAGAGCUGGGUACUGCACUCUAGGGGGAGGCAGAGAGCAAAGCACACACUCCUUCCUUUGCUUUCACUGCGCUCAGCUAUUGAGCAGUCUGACGGCUCCCAGUGCCAAUGACAGAUCCGGCCUGAGCUCCGAGCCUGCCCAGCAAGACGGCCCUGGGGGACACACUCGCCCCCACCAUAAUUUCCACUUGCCAUUGGCAAGCAGGAGAGUGGAAAUUUCAAGCCCUGACUUAAAUCAU